This is a messenger RNA of Schistosoma spindalis, 906 nucleotides long. Lineage: Eukaryota; Metazoa; Platyhelminthes; Trematoda; Strigeidida; Schistosomatidae. The record is from the annotation of a GenBank genome assembly.
AUGAAACAUUGCUAUAUUAACUCACCAACCAAUUACUACUUGUUUCCAUCAGGUAUAUUACAACGUUUUAGCGAUCAACUUGUACUUGGUCAACAUCAGCAUUCUCCUAUGAAUAUCACAACCAUUGUGAAAUAUCCAGUUCUGGUCGAAAUUGUGUGCAAACCCUAUGAACGUGGUAGUCCCGUAGUGAAUAGCUGCGCAAGACAGAAGUUUUACAGGUUCAAAUCUCAUCUGCGUGUUGAACUUGACUACACUUAUCCGUCCAACUUACCUCAUUACGUUGCAAUGCGGAACUCUCUGGUACAGUUACCCGACCGUCAAGCAAACACAUUUCUAAAUGUUGGUGAUCUUUUGUUUUAUUGUGCCCGUGCGUUUAGCAUAAAAGGUUCAUUAGAUUUGGUGAGACGUUGUUUCAAGAUUAGUAAAUUGCCUGAAAGAAUUUGGUUUGAUGUCGGACCAUUUGUUGAACAGAUUAUAGCAUACACAAAUCCACUUGGCAUAUUGUUCGGUUUGGGAGCAAAUGGUGGAGGUGUAAUAAUGAGUAAGGAUUUGGGAAGAACAUGGAUAUCAAUCAACCCAUUCAUGUAUCAAAGAACUUUGAACACGUCAACUGAAAUCAUCACAGCAAGUGUCAUACCAUGGAUUUCAUUGACUGGUUCAAUUGACAAUACAUUGUUUGAGUCAUUUUGCAAGAUGCGAGUGGCUGAACAAUGGAAUGAUUCCUGUGAUGAUGAUGAUGAUGAUGAUGAUGAUGAUGAUGAUGAUGAUGAUGAUGAUGAUGAUGAUGAUGAUGAUGAUGAUGAUGAUGAUGAUGAUGAUGAUGAUGAUGAUGAUGAUGAUGAUGAUGAUGAUGAUGAUGAUGAUGAUGAUGAUGAUGAUGAUGAACUAGAUACUACGUUUUACUGA